AUGUCAGCUUUCUACGAUUUAAAGCCGUUAGAUAAAAAAGGUGAACCAUUCCCAUUCUCAGAAUUAAAAGGAAAGGUGACAGUAAUCUUCAACACCGCUUCACGUUGUGGAUUUACGAAGAGUUUAAAAAAUUUCGAAGCUUUAAACAAACAAUUUGAAGGCCAACCAGUUCAAAUUAUUGCUUUCCCAUGUAAUCAGUUUGGUGGACAAGAACCAGGAUCAAAUGAAGAAAUUGCUGAAUUUUGUCAACUUAAUUAUGGUGUUACUUUCCCAGUUUUAGGUAAAGUUGAUGUAAAUGGAGAUAAAGCUGAUCCAGUUUUUAAAUAUUUAAAAUCUCAAAAAUCUGGUUUAUUGGGUUUAACAAGAAUUAAAUGGAAUUUUGAAAAGUUCUUAAUAGAUAAAAAUGGUAAUGUUGUUGAAAGAUAUAGUUCAUUAACUAAUCCGGAAGAUCUUGCUCCAAAAAUUGAAGAAUUAUUAAAAAAAUAG
This is a messenger RNA of Lodderomyces jiufengensis, 486 nucleotides long. Its product is annotated as glutathione peroxidase. Gene Ontology annotation, biological process: response to oxidative stress. The transcript has a single exon. Bases 1 to 486 code for a protein of 161 amino acids. NCBI's taxonomy places the organism in Eukaryota, Fungi, Ascomycota, Pichiomycetes, Serinales, Debaryomycetaceae. Gene Ontology annotation, molecular function: glutathione peroxidase activity. The record is from RefSeq and is a predicted model, not a curated record.